Leptopilina boulardi is the source of this 989-nucleotide messenger RNA. RefSeq names its product AN1-type zinc finger protein 1-like. The transcript has 2 exons. The coding region runs from base 1 to 813 and encodes 270 amino acids. The record is from RefSeq and is a predicted model, not a curated record. NCBI's taxonomy places the organism in Eukaryota, Metazoa, Arthropoda, Insecta, Hymenoptera, Figitidae. Gene Ontology annotation, cellular component: cytoplasm. Gene Ontology annotation, molecular function: zinc ion binding.
AUGGAGUUUCCCACAACGGGAACUCGUUGUUCUUGGAAAGAAUGUAAACAAUUAGAUUUUCUACCAUUUCAAUGUGAUCAUUGUAAAUUGGAAUUUUGCAAAGAACAUUUUCACGCAAUUUCGCAUUCGUGCACACAGUUUGUCGACAAUGUUACAACAAAUACUGAUAAAUUAACAAGUUACAAUUGUUCGCAAAAUUCUUGUAAUCAAACUUCUGUGAUUGAAAUGCCAUGUGUUGUUUGUAAAAAACAUUUUUGUCUUGCUCAUCGUUAUCAUGGUUGUUUGGAAUUGAGUGAAAGAGAAAAAUCACAAGAAAUGAAAAAAUGGAAUAAACCGAAAGAGGAUUUUGCUGAAGCAAAAGCUGCUGUCGAUCAAACAAUAAAGGAGAAACUUAAAAAAUCGAAAAAUUCCGCAAUGGCUAUUAAAGUACAACUCAUGAAAUUAAAAGGCAACUCGACCGGUUCCCAAGGAAUUCCAACGGUUGAUCGUCGUUAUUUUCUCGUUCAUUAUCCCGCAAAUACAAAAAAUGUUGGAACCUCGAAAGGUGCAUUUGUCUCAAUAAGCUGGACAAUGGGAAAGACAAUUGAUUCAAUUUCUGAUUUAUUAGGUAUACCAAAUUCCAACAAUGUAUCUACCUCGAUGAAAUUACGAAUGUUUCAUCAUGAAACUGGUCUCGUGGUAUCAGAAAAAAUGGAUGUGCCUUUAGCGGAUCUUUUCAACAACAAAGAUUUAAUUGACGGACAAAGCAUAAUUUUGGAAUAUUGCAAUGAUCAUAAAUUAGAUCCUUCUGUUUAUUUAAGUAAAACGUUUUAGUUUUUUUUUCAAUUAAAACACUUUUAUUUAUUAAGAUUAAUAUUUAUAAUUACAUACCUUAAUUUCUUAUAAUUUCUAUUAAAACUUGAAUUUUUUCUUUUUUUUUUCUAAUAAACAAAAGUGAAUAAUAUAAUUGUGGAUUGUAUUAUAAUAAAUAUUGAAUGAAAACAAAUUUA